This is a messenger RNA of Paramisgurnus dabryanus, 4131 nucleotides long. The record is from RefSeq and is a predicted model, not a curated record. Lineage: Eukaryota; Metazoa; Chordata; Actinopteri; Cypriniformes; Cobitidae.
CCAUCUUUAAUGUACUGGACAGAAGGGGGAUUGACGAGCUCUGAAAACAUACCAAAUUUGAAAUAAGGAAUUUUUGGAUAUUUUGAUCGUGGCUGUCAUACAGAGACACCGACGAAUCUUACAUACGUUUGAAAAAGUGGCAGAAGGUAUGAAGACAACAUCAUAGCGAAGCCAUGGCUGAUAAGAGAAAACUUCAAGGAGAAAUAGAUCGAUGUUUGAAAAAAGUCGCUGAAGGAGUAGAACAGUUUGAAGACAUUUGGAAAAAGCUUCACAAUGCAGCAAAUGCCAAUCAGAAAGAAAAGUAUGAGGCAGAUCUCAAGAAAGAGAUUAAAAAGCUCCAGCGGCUACGAGACCAGAUUAAAACAUGGGUGGCAUCCAAUGAGAUCAAAGACAAACGGCAGCUAGUGGAAAACCGCAAGCUUAUUGAAACGCAAAUGGAGCGAUUCAAGGUGGUUGAAAGAGAAACCAAGACAAAGGCCUAUUCGAAAGAGGGGCUGGGAUUGGCUCAGAAAGUGGACCCGGCACAGAAAGAGAAGGAAGAAACGGAACAGUGGCUCACGAAUACAAUAGACACUUUGAACAUGCAGGUGGACCAGUUUGAAAGUGAAGUCGAAUCCCUCUCUGUUCAAACUCGAAAGAAAAAAGGAGACAAAGAGAAGCAGGAUCGGAUUGAGGAGCUGAAGAGGUUAAUCGAAAGGCACAGGUACCACAUUAGAAUGCUGGAGACCAUCUUGAGGAUGUUGGACAAUGAUUCGAUUCAGGUGGACUCUAUUCAUAAAAUCAAAGAUGACGUUGAGUACUACAUUGAUUCUUCACAAGACCCAGACUUUGAGGAGAACGAGUUUCUCUACGAUGACUUGGACUUGGAGGAGAUACCAACAACCUUGAUGGCAACGUCUCCUCAGGGCCAUAAUGAAGAUGAGAUGUUCCUUCAGUCCAGCAGCACCCCAACCUCAACCACCUCAUCUUCUCCCAUCCCUCCAUCUCCUGCUACAGGCAUCACGGAAAUUUCGGAAGAUAAAAGAGCUCGAUCGAUAGACGGUGAAGUGAGUCAGUCUCCUGUGAAGAACGGCAACCCAUCUCUAUCAUCCUUCUCCUCAUCCGCCUCCUCAGGCUCCUCCUCCUCUUCUUCUUCUCUGGUCUCCAUGGCUACUGUUGUCGGGAGCUGCACAGCGGUCUCUGGGCCCAGCAGCCUACCGGGAAGCUUUAGCAAUGCAGUACUGCAGCAUCCACCUCAGUCCCAACAGCAAGCACAGGUCAAACUCUCCUCGACAUCAUCUACAACCUCCAACAACACGCCUAGCCCACCCAGCCACCCCACACUACCCAUAUCCACUUCUUCUUCCAUGCCCAGUCCCAGCACACCUGGGCCGGUUACUUCCAACUCCCAGUCGUCUUCAGCAGGGCUUGGGGGCUCCAGUCAUGGACUGGGGAUGGGUUUGGGAAAAGGAGGUGUCACAGUGACCAGCAGCAGUAGUGUGGGUCAAAUGCAAGGUUUGGGCAUGACCGGAAUGCCUAGUUCUCUCAGUACCAUGGCAGGGCUUCUCUCAGGCUCUACCCCUGCCCCCUAUGCCCAGGCGGCUGCAAGUGGAACAGCAAGUAGUGCCUCCAGUGGUCCAGUGGGGAAUAGCAGCAGUAGCACUGGCAUGUCAAUAACAAGCGGAAGCACAGGAGGAGUGAGCACAGGUGCAACAAGUAACGGUACGGGUACGGGGGUAGGUUUGGGCCUGUUAGGGUCCAGUUCUGGCCAUGGUGCUUUAAGCGCAGGAAUUCUGAACCUUAUACCAGGGCAGACAUCUCUUCAGGGGUCUGCGCAAGUACCAAUAAGCCCUGUGGGCACAGCACCUGGGGGAGGAAUCGGCGAGGGUGGAUUGGGUGGAAAUGGGAGCAGUGCGGUGGGAAGUGGAGGAGUGGGGACGAACGUAGCACCUGCACGACCCCCCAGCGGCCUCAAACAAAAUGGAGCAACCAGUUACAGUGCUGUGGUUGCAGACAACACAACAGAGACCUCCCUCAGCAGUGCCAGCCAAUCACAAAACAGCCAUUCCUCCUCCUCAAGCUCGUCAUCAAAUCAAAAUCUGGAUAAUGGCCCCAGUUUAUUGAGUUCAAUCACUCUACCCCCCUCCUCCCCAUCACCUGCUUUCACUGACAGCACACCUGGUGGUGGGAGUCUGCUAAAUGGCCCACACUCCUACACACCCAACACAGAAGCCAUCAAGGCACCUGAACCACCAAGCUCCCUGAAAGCGAUGGCAGAAAGAGCAGCACUAGGAUUGACACUAGAUGGAGAAAUCCCCUCAUUACACUUGACAGAUCGAGAUCUGUUCUCAGGGUCUUCAGCCCCACCUGGUCCCACAACAGCACCUCAGCCUGCCGUUUCAGAAGUCAACCUCCCACCAUCUUUAGGGGCAUGUCCAUUAGGACCCACCCCCUUAACAAAAGAGCAGCUCUACCAACAGGCCAUGCAGGAGUCGGCAUGGACACACAUGCCCCACCCAUCUGAUUCAGAGAGAAUCAGGCAAUACCUGAUGAGGAAUCCUUGCCCUACACCCCCAUUCCACCACCAGGUGCCCCCACAUCAUUCGGACUCUAUCGAGUUCUACCAGAGAUUGUCCACUGAAACUCUCUUCUUCAUUUUCUACUACCUUGAGGGCACAAAGGCACAGUACCUGUCAGCUAAAGCACUGAAGAAGCAAUCGUGGAGGUUCCACACAAAGUACAUGAUGUGGUUCCAGAGGCAUGAGGAACCCAAAACCAUCACUGAUGAGUUUGAACAGGGCACGUACAUUUACUUUGACUAUGAAAAGUGGGGCCAGAGAAAAAAGGAAGGAUUUACUUUCGAGUACAGAUACUUGGAGGACAGAGAUCUACAGUGACAGACGGAGAAAUGUAGAGAAGAGAGAGAUUACUACGACCGAGAAAACGCUGCUGUUGACAUUCCGAGAUGAACUCCAUGUCGUGGUUUAAGUUGGAUGUGAAGUUGGCCUUUUUCUUUAAAAGAGAGAGCGAGAGCGCGAGUGAAGGGGGUCGAGUGCCUGUUUACAUGCAAACAUUUGAACCUCCUAUAAUCUUGAGUCUUUACCCCCCCACUUUAUUUCCGUUCUAACCAAAAACCCCACCUAGCCAAGCAUCAGAAAUUAAAGGAACAAUUUGGUUAGGAUGCCACAAUAUGUUUUGCUAUUUAGUUUGUGUUUGGUGGAGUGCUGCAUUAGCAAGUCUUAUACUCUUAGAUGACACAUUACUGACUAUGAUGUAUUGGCACUAUGCUAGAUUGCAUCGAUUGGUUGUUCUUUGUUCAUUGAGCCCCUCUGGGAGUGUUUAGGCACUGUGACUUUGCCUGGCGAGAUAACGUGUCGACCAUUAAAUUGCUAUGCAAUUGAAUUCCUCUCGACCUCCCUACCUUUAUCAUGACCUAAAUGCGGUUUUACUAGACCGCAACAAAGUUGGCGUUUUGAUAGGGUAAUGUUCUGUAGCAUCUCUUAUAAAUGUUCAGAAGCAAGCUGGGUAAGCUGUCAGCCAGCAGACUGGCGUGCAAUUUAUCUGUCUGUUAAACAUGGCAUGAGUGAUUUCACUUUGAAAAUAUCUAAUAAAAAGACAAAUAUUAAAAGUACAAGUAAAAAAUCUUAUCCUUUUUGUCAUUUAGGUUGUUCAUGGUUGAAUAUUUUUGCUGUGUGGAGUUGUGCAUGUAAAAAAUAAACUUGCCCAAACUUUCCCCUUUAUUUUUUUGGUGUCUCAAAACUCUCCUCACGUAUUCUGCUGGACAGUUUUCCUCAAUAGAUAAUCUUUCUUCUGUUUCUCCAUUAUUAUAAUUUUUUUGGCAAAGCCAUUCGAAACACCGCCUGUUGUGACACAAUCCUGUGCAAGUUUCCAUUCAUUUCGAUAUCCUCUAUUGUUUGGGGAGAACAGUUUGCUUGAAUGACAAAGUGACAUAAUUGUGAAAAAGAUGGAAAUAAUUUUUUUGAUGCACAGAAGGGCAGCUGAUUGCAUUUGUGGAUUUCUCUCAAAUUAAGUCAACCUUGCCUUCUUGACGUGGACAGGACAGCAUGCGAUUGCAAUAUGUCGCUUGGUAGGUUGAGAGGAAACAAAAAUACAGAGUUGUAAAAUUUCAAUAAAAUACUUUUGUGAUGCAGU